AUGUCCAGAUCAUCGAUUUCUCUCGACAACGAACAUCGAGCCCAUAGCGAUCGUUCCGAAGGCGUUCGAGCCGAGGAUUUCCUGUUCUCGUUCCACACUGCCGAGGAUAAGGUGGAUCAGAUUCUCGUAUACAGCGAUCUGACGAAGGCCAUGAGACCGCAGCUGGCGGCAGCUCUGCUCGCAGCGCAGUUGGUCUCGCAAAUAUGCGUCAGCUCGGUGCGCGGCUUCGGGUGUCACUCGGGCUGCCAUUGCAUUUGGCGGCACGGGAAAAUGACGGCGACUUGCACCGAGCUCCAGCUGGAAUCGCUGCCGAGCGAUCUUGACGAAGGCCUCCAAGUACUGAACAUGUCCAUGAACAACCUGAAAGCUCUGCAAAACAAUCAGGUUGCCAACGCGGGUCUCGUCAAUCUCCAGAAACUCUAUCUGAGUUUGAAUCAACUGAGAGAGCUGCAAGAAAACGCUUUCUACAAAAUGAACAAUCUUGUUGAACUGGACCUCAGCUUCAACAAGCUGGGUGCCGUGCCUACAAACGCAUUUAAACACCUCGGAAAUCUUCGCCAGCUGCUCCUGAAAGGAAAUCCCAUUACAGUUCUGGCAGACUUCUCAUUCUCGCAUCUUCGAAGUCUUAGCGUGUUGGAGCUGAGCUCGUGUAAAAUUGAAACCGUCGCUCGAGAUGCACUGUCACAGCUAGAAAGUUUACAAGUUUUGAAGUUGGACGACAACCUGAUCAGCUAUAUCGACGCAUACACGAUGUUACCGCUACACAAGUUACACGGGAUUUCUCUCGAUGGCAACGCGUGGAAUUGCGACUGCCGACUACGGCCAUUCAGGGACUGGCUAUCACAGCAUCACCCUACGUCGUAUUCGCCGACGUGCCAUUUGCCGGAGACAAUCCGAGACUUAUCUUGGAAUAAAGCUUCGGAAGCAGUAUUCAGCUGUUCUCCCAAUUUUACGCUCAGUGCUCAAGAGUAUAAGGUGCAGGCAGGCAGCAAUUUGACCUUGCAUUGCGAAGCUUGGGGGAUGCCUCCCCCGGAGAUCCUAUGGUACAUGGGGGAUCUGCAACAGAAUGGCACAGUUCUGCGGGUGAACGACUCGCUCACAGCUUCUCAGCUGCUGCUCAACGAUGUGGGUCCAUUGCACGGUGGCACCUACACUUGCCGAGCAAUCAACCCAGCCGGGGAGGCCCGAUCGAACUUCACCGUUCUCGUGAGCUCGGACGCCCAUGAGACUCAUAUGGCUCCGACCACAACUAAAGGCGGGGUCCGGGUGGCUGACGUCCAGGGCUACUAUUCCGGCAACGCUGGCCUGAUCGGCCUCGUACUGGGCAUCACCACAGCGAGUCUCGUAGUUCUAUCCGUCGCGGUUCUGCUCCUCUGGAGCUGCCGACGGAAUUCAGUAGGCGACAAAAGGAAGACGGCGGAGGCCUCGACCGCGCUGGGAUCGGCCGAGGUCGAACCCUUGAAAGCAGCCGAGGCAGCCGAAGAUACCCCUCCACAGAAGCCUCCACGUACGCACGCCGACUACGAGUGCCUCACACCGUCAGCGCUCGACCUUGAAGGCUCGCUGCGUACGAGCUCGCUCUAUUCCUCAAACCCCUACUGCUGUAGGGAUCGACGCAGUUUGGCAUCUUGUGGACCUAUUCCAGUGCCUAUGCCUCUUCUGCCAGCCUGUGCCACUCUUCCGAGGGACAGAAGACCUCUAUCAUUGAGUCCGGCCGAAUUCGCGGGGCAGACGCCACCGGAUUUCCACACUUUACGGUCCCUCAACCUGAUGGACAGCCACGACUCGAGGGACAUUUAUUCGGGUUUCAGGUCGGAUCACUGCGUCGUUGGCUCGGCCCUGAUGGCGCACUAUAGAGGUCCCGACGUUGUUAGCGGUCAAUCGGGUUCACCCAGCGUUCCCGAGGAAUCUCAGGAUUGUAGCAUAUCGCAAAGUUCGAGCACGGCCCCGCUGCUCGCAUCCCCGGAUCUUUUGGUCGAUCAAGGAGACCACCCGUCCGCUUACUUCAGGUCUCCAUCAGUGCUCAGUACCGUCCCAGAGGCGCAAGAGCCCACAACAUUAGACGGGACUCAAGUUUAG
This is a messenger RNA of Galendromus occidentalis (western predatory mite), 2079 nucleotides long. RefSeq lists its product as uncharacterized. Gene Ontology annotation, molecular function: protein binding. NCBI's taxonomy places the organism in Eukaryota, Metazoa, Arthropoda, Arachnida, Mesostigmata, Phytoseiidae. The record is from RefSeq and is a predicted model, not a curated record. The transcript has 12 exons. The coding region runs from base 1 to 2079 and encodes 692 amino acids.